AAUUGGAUUCACUUCAUGUCGUUCCGCAGAGAAAGUUCGGCCACGACAAGCAUGACAGAGACAUGAGAUCAGUGACGAAAACCGACUGACAGUGAUGACCACGACCAUGCCGAAGCAAAAUCCGGCCAGACCAGCUGCGAAAGUCGAUGCAGGCUCAAAGAAGCGCAAAGAUCCGCCUACCAACGCCAAUAAUGGGAAGAAAGACAACAAGAGACCAAGGAACGACCAUCGCUCCAAGCAACGAGAUAUGCGGGUGCUGGCCACUCAAACGUCCUCUAAAGCCUUCAAAAAUGGCCAGCUAGACGUCGACACUUUUGUCAAAUCUCGCGAGUAUGAAAUCAGAGCUCUAGAAGAGGGCAUGUCGAGGAGUAAGCAAGCCUUGACGAAGCGAGCAUUCCAGCAAGUGCCCCGAGACUUGAGACGACGAACGGCGAGUCACAAUGUCAAGCGUGUGCCGAAGCGGCUGCAGCCGCGAGCGAAGAGGGAGAUGGUGGAAGACAACACUCCUACUGUAAGCUCCAAGACCCGAAAGCCAACAAGACACAUGCGAUUGCGUCUCGAGACUGUAAAGAAGUUGCGUGCGUUGGGUGCGAAAAGCAAAGCAUCCAAAGACGGAAAGGCAGAGGAGAAAGUCACCGUGCGACCUUAUCCAAAAGCAAAUGCGCCAGACACAGCAAAUGACACUGCUGUAAAGACCCGCACAGCAAAAGUCAAGAAAGUCAAACUGGCCACACCUCCCAAACCAACGGCCAGAUUUCGGAAGCGUCAAAUCGACAAGACCUGGCUGCCAACGCACAUGUUCCAUGCAAAGAGAGCUCGUAUGACUGCACCGAAAGAGGCAUUGUGGCGAUUCUCAAUACCCCUGACACCUACUGCAAAGAGCUAUCGUCCCACGCACAGAUCUGCCAACGAGCGUGGAGCCAUCGCUUGGGACAUGAGUUACAUGGCGACUAUCAGCCUCUGUGGGCAGCAACGGAGCAUUGAAGGCGUACUGAAGGCUCUCCACCUAAAUUCGAAGACUAAUGGUAACGAUCCUUGGAGCGCACAAUCUGAAAGAUGGCGAAAAGGAUCACGAGCAUUCAAUGGAUUCGUUCUCGAACGUGAAGCACCGCACAAGCCGAUAGCUCCAGUGACUGUAUUGUGGUCGCCACAAGCAGCGAAGGCGGGGUCUGACACAGCAGAGACGAAUGCAAAGCAGCUUCGGACAGCCUUUAUCAGAGUACAUCCCGCCGCUUUCUUGCAACUGUGGGAAGAGGUAGUCAGGCUGGCUAAAGUGGCGAAACCUCAAAUCAGUGUCGAAGACUUGCGCUACGAGAUUGGUAGCAUAGAAAUAACAGGCCCAGGUGCGACGGAGGCGCUACUGGGCGCUCUCUGGCCUUCUCCAACAACGAACGCAGCUAUCACUGAACCUGCAAAGACAUGGAACGCCUUAGCAGGCUUGACAGAUUUGGCGCUUCUGCCACGCGAUGUGGUCAUUGGACUGGACGUGCAAGAUCCCCGACUGCAUCAUCCGCCACGACCUAUCAAGCUUCCGCAAACAACAGAUGCUCAGCAACGACUUCUCGAGCUAUCAGCGAUUUGGCCCCUUGAGGCAGAGCACAUAUCAUCAGGACUGUUUGACCGACGAGCUCGACAACGUGCAUCUUCUGCUUUGCCGACUCAGAAAUCAAUCAACAGACGCAAGACCACUGCCGUGCCUGGUCAAUUCCCGGAACUCCUGCCCAGUGACCCCUCAAUUCCUACAAUCAUCUAUUCUACCACGAAUAGCAAGUCUAGGGCGAGCUCGUGGACAAUGCUUCUGCCGUGGAAGUGUGUUCAGCCUGUGUGGUACAGCAUCAUGUACUAUCCACUUUCAACUGGAGGUCAACCGCGCUUUGGGGGCCUCGACGAGAAACGUCAGCUGGCUUUCGAGACCAAUCAACCCUGGUUUCCUGGUGAUUAUCCUGGGACUAAGGCCGGUUGGCAGUGGGAGAAAGAGCAAGCAGAGAAGAGAAAGGAUCACUGGGCGCGUCGACCGAAGAGCAAGCGCGUGAACUGGGAUGUCGUUAAGGCUGGUGUCGGCGUCAAAGGAGAGAUUGGGCUCGGCUGGGCUUGCGACUGGUCAAGGCUGCUCAACGGGCCACCAACGGAAGCCCCUCCGAAGCCAGUCGAAGAGAGCACCGGCGAAGACACUGCCAUGCCCGACGCCGCUUCCGCCGAAGCACAACCACCGCCUGCGCCUGAAACGGUGCAAAGUCAAAACACCCCACCCAUAACCUCCAUUCCUUCCUCCGAGGCCUCACGUCUACUCCAUGCAUCCUCGCCAGAAACCACCAUUGGUUCCACCCUCCUCAAUCCCACGAUAACAAUAUCUCUCCACUGCCUGACGCGCGGCACUCCGCAGACCUGCGCUCGCAUCUACCGCCUCCCAUCAACAUCUUCAGCACUCCGCAAAGCCUGGCUGGCCCUCCAUCCCAACAACAAACCUCGCAAGUCCGGACCCAAAAACGGCCUUCCGCCUGCCCUUCCCAAAGACGCUCCGGCAUACCUCGUCCAACGACACCUGGCCCAAUCCCUCGUCCAAGGCGUCCGUGCUAAUGAAGAAUCAUAUCCCGAAUGUCCUGGAGAAGAAGAUCUGAUCGGCUUCGUAACGACAGGAAAUCUGAAUUUGAGUGAAGGGAGAGGAACGGGGAUAGGCAAUCUAUUGCUGAGCAAGGUUCUGGAGGAUUGGAAGAAGAAUGGGGAAGAAGAGGCAAGAUUGUGUAUCGUGAGAAAUUCGGGACAGAAUUUGGGGAGGUUGGCGAAGUGGGAGCUUGCUUGAGGCGUAACGGGGAGAGAAUACUAGACCCUGAGGGGGGAAUGGUAUCUAAGCUUCAAGUGUAAAGCCUGAAAUGGACUCUGUUGGCUCUCGAAGUUGGAGUUGUGAUGUAUCUGCUCUCGUGAGCACGACUCGAAACUUCAUUCCGCGGCAGUCGAGUUAAGUUGCCGACAUUGGUAGCAUAGAACAACGAACGCUCCACAAUUGACAAAAGAACAGU
Cercospora beticola is the source of this 3017-nucleotide messenger RNA. RefSeq names its product ribonuclease P/MRP protein subunit POP1 (gene POP1). The record is from RefSeq and is a predicted model, not a curated record. Gene Ontology annotation, biological process: tRNA 5'-leader removal. Gene Ontology annotation, cellular component: ribonuclease MRP complex; nucleolar ribonuclease P complex. NCBI's taxonomy places the organism in Eukaryota, Fungi, Ascomycota, Dothideomycetes, Mycosphaerellales, Mycosphaerellaceae.